Penicillium maclennaniae is the source of this 4185-nucleotide messenger RNA. Its product is annotated as PT repeat family protein. The record is from RefSeq and is a predicted model, not a curated record. Lineage: Eukaryota; Fungi; Ascomycota; Eurotiomycetes; Eurotiales; Aspergillaceae. The transcript is spliced from 4 exons. Bases 1 to 4185 code for a protein of 1394 amino acids.
AUGGCGACCGCGGCGAUCCAACAUGUCUCUGAUGAGACUCUCCUCAAAGACCCUGUCUCCGUCGAGCCCAUCACAUCCUCAAUCGUCGAUAAGUCCGCCGCCAAUGGCGACGCUGAGACUGAGGUUCCAAUGACCGCAGCCCAAAAGAAGAAGGCUAAGAAGAACGCCAAGAAGAAGGAAAAGAAGGCCGCCGCCAAGGCCGACGAGAAUGGCAACGACUCCGCGGACGUCUCAUCCUCGCAAGAGGUCGAGCCCACUGAGUCGAUUGCGGAGACCGCCAAGACAAAGGAAUCCGAGCCUGUCGCUGAAUCCGAGCCUGUCGCUGAGGCUGAGAAGCCCACCGAAGAGGCUGUCUCCGAGAAGCAACCCGAGCCCACCACUGAAGAAUCUGCCGAGCCUACUAAAGAGACGCCUACAUCCAUCGAGGCCGAGUCAGAACCCAUCACAGAAGCCCCCAGGCAAUUGCCGAGCGCGUCGCGGAGGAGUCUCAAGUCCGCUGAAGCUACCAAGGAGUCUGUGGAAAAGACAACAGAGCCUGCUGCUGAGAACUCGCCUGAGGCUGUGACAGAGACGGUCGAGACCCCCGCCGAGCAGCUCGCCACAGAGUCUACAACUGAAGGAUCCAAGCCUGAGGAAGUAACCCCGGAGAUUACUGAGGCAGCUCUAGUCGAAGAGACUCCUGCCGACGAGUCCGUCAAGGAGACUGCCAAGGAACCUGCCGUGGAGACUGUCUCCGAGUCCAAGGAAGAAGUUCCCGCUGAAAUCCCUGCUAUUGAGGAGCCCAAAAUUUCCAAGGAGACUGCCGAGGAACAGCCCGCCAUCGGGGAGUCAACCGAAGCUCCUAGCACUGAGCAACUCGUUGAGGAAGCUCCUGUCCUGGAGACUGUCACCGAAGAGGCCUCCCCCAAGCCCACUGAGGAGACGACUAUCGCUGCCCCGGCUGAAGACAAGUUCGAGACUGCCCAGAAGACCGAAGAGUCUAUUCCUGUUGAGAUCAAUGAAGAAGUUGCGGAACCUAGCACCGAGACCACUACCGCCGAAGACGCCGUUGCUGAGCAGACUAUCGAACAGCCUGCCGUUGCCGAACCAGAGCAGGAAACUACCACGAUUGAGCCCGAAGCUAUUCCUGAGGCAGCCGAGCCUACUCCCGCCCCCGAGAUUGAGGACUCAAAGGUCGAGGAGACUCCCGCAGUUGUUUCCGAGCCCGUUGAGCCCCCUACUACCGGAGAGGCUGCUGUUGUUGAGCCUACUAAAGAGCAGUCUACCGAGGAGGCUAGUGAAGCGCCGAAGGCCGAGGAGUCCAUCGAAGAAUCCGCGCCUCAGAGUACCGAGGAAUCCGCCGUGGCCGAAUAUGCAUCCGAGAAGACCGUUGACCCCGCUGCUGAGACCACAGCCGUGGAAGCUCCUGCCGUUGAAGCUCCCGAUGAAGAGCCUACCGAGAAGCCUGCCACUGAGUCUCACGUUGAGGCCAUUGCGGAGACAGAGAUCAAGGAUUCUGCUGAGGAACCUGCACAGCAGAUUGCGGCCGAGCAGACUGAGUCUAUCCCCGCUGAUAACUCUACCACCGAGGAGCCUACCAAGGAAUCAGCUAUUGAAGCGGCCAAGGAGACUGUGACUAAGCCCGUUGCUGAGCCUGUCGCUGAGCCUGUCGCUGAGCCUGUCGCUGAGCCUGUCGCUGAGCCUGUCGCUGAGCCUGUCGCUGAGCCUGUCGCUGAGCCUGUCGCUGAGCCUGUCGCUGAGCCUGUCGCUGAGCCUGUCGCUGAGCCUGUCGCUGAGCCUGUCGCUGAGCCUGUCGCUGAGCCUGUCGCUGAGCCUAUCGCUGAGCCUACUAUGGAGUCUAUUGCUGAGCCUGUCGCUGAACCUGUCGCUGAGCCUAUUGUGGAGUCUAUUGAGGAGUCUAUUGCUGAGCCCACCGAGCCCGUCACUGAGCCCGUUGUAGAGCCUACUGCAGAGCCUACCGCAGAGCCUGUCGCUGAGCCUGUCGCUGAGCCUGUCGCUGAGCCUAUUGCUGAGCCUAUUGCUGAGCCUGUUGCUGAGCCUGUUGCUGAGCCUGUUGCUGAGCCUGUUGUUGAGCCUAUUGCUGAGCCUGUUGCUGAGCCCGUUGCUGAUCCCGUUGCUGAUCCCGUUGCUGAGCCCGUUGCUGAGCCCGUUGCUGAGCCCGUUGCUGAGCCCGUUGCUGAGCCCGUUGCUGAGCCCGUUGCUGAGCCCGUUGCUGAGCCGGUCGCCGAGCCGGUCGCCGAAGAAGCCUCUAAGGAGGACCAGACCGCUGCUGAGGAAUCUACCAAGGAAGCAGUCCUUGAAUCUCCCGUUGAGCCCAUCACGGAGACUGCCGCCGAACCCGCUGUUGCAGAAGCCCUCACCCAGGAGCCUGAGGUCCCCAAGGCCGAGGAACAGAAUGUUGGGGAGACUAUCGCCGAGCCCGAGGCUUCUACCGCUGUUGAGGCUACUCCUAAACAGGAGACUAAGGCUGCCGAGGAGCCUGUUGCAGACGCCACCGCGGUUGAGGAGGCUAAGGAUGAACCCGCCGCGAUCGAAGAGCCCGCAGCUGAGCUCUCUGCAGCUGGACAGAAGGAGACUGUCGAUACUCCUGCCGUUGAGGAAUCCGUCACAGAGCAAGAUGCUUCUGAAAUUCCCGCUGGCGAGGAGAAGUCCGAGGUCCCCAGCGAGGCAGAAGCUUCCAAGGAGGAGGUCACUGAAGUGCCUGUUGUCGAAAAGCCUGCUCACGAGGAAAUUGCUAAGACUGUCACUGAAGAGCCUGUCGAGAUCUCUGCUGUCCAAGAAGAAUCCAAGGAGGUUGCCGCCGAGGAGCCCACAGUGGCCGAGCCCGUUGUUGCCGCGGCUCCCGUUGCCGAAGAAGCCACCAUUACUGAGGCUCCUGUCGCUGAGGCUCCUGUUGCUGAGAUCGAUGCCACUCAUGAGGCUGUUAUAGAGGAGCCCGUCAAGGAAGAGCCAAUCGUCGAGGAGCCUGUUCAACAGGAUCCCGUCGUUGAGGAAAGCGUUAAGGAUGUUGUUGAGGAGACCCCCGCUCCUACUAUCACUCAUGACGCUGUUGUUGAGGAGACCUUUAAGGGAGAGCCCGUCCUCGAGAAGCCCGUUCUGGAGACUGUUGAGGAGCCAAUUGUCGAGAAUACAACCAAGGAUGAGCCUGUGAUUGAUGAGCCAGUCGUCGAGGAGGAUGUCAAGCAGGAGUCCAUUCCGGCUGUUGAGGAACAAAGCUCUACUGAAGCUGUGGAGCCCGAAAUUACCCCUGCUGCUGAGCCAUCUGUGCCAGUGGAGGAGACGCAUGUGCAACACCAGGAAGUCCCUACCCCGACAGAAGAAGAGCCAGUUGCUGAGGCCCCUGUGACUGCACAGGAGCCUGAAAAACAGGAAGAGCCUGUGCAGGCCGAGGAAGUUCCAGCCACUAAAGAUGAGGAGAACAUCGCCAUCGCCGAGGAGACUCCUGCUCAGUCCGAGGCUCCUGUUGAGGAGUACUCCGCUUUCCGAGAGCUGACGCACGCCCCCAAGGAAGAGACUACGGAACCCGCCAAGGACAGCGAUAUCGCCGCCGAGGUGAUUGGCGCUGGAGCUGCCGCUGCCGUGGCCGGGGUCGCCGCCGUCGGUGUCGCCUCUGCGCUGCACCAGGAGUCCAAACCUACUCCAGCCCCUGAAGCCGAGCAGAAGUCGAUCAUCGCCGAGACUAAGGACGAGCCUACGAAGGCCCAGACUGAGACUGAAGCCCCAGAAGAGUCGCAGCCCGAUAACAGUAAGCUGCAACCCUACGCUGCCUCGACCAACAACGGGUCGGUCCCAUCGUUCGAAGCUGAUCUGGUUCUCACAGCUCUUGCUGUUGAUCGUGAAGCUCUUCUCAGCAAGCUAAACCAACCCUCGACCGAUCAGCUGGCCAGCAUGACCAGUGAACAACCCCAGACUUCCGCUCCCGCCAAGCAGCCCCAGGUCGAAACCGAGGAGGAGCCCACUCAGAAGUCUAUCGAGACUCCUGCCCAGCUCGCUCCGGAAACCGCCGCUGCCAACGACGCUAAUGAGGAGGAUGCUCGUCCCACGAGCCAGAACCGGUCAGUGACUGCUGUUUCUUUGAAUAGCGCACCUGACAACUGGCUCAAGGCGUUCCUGCGCACUAUGUUUGUGGGAUUCUUUGGAACUAUCUUUGCGCCCUUCCGCCGUCGUGGCAAGGACCGCAAGUAA